CCGGCACCCGGCGCGCGCGGCGGGCCCUCUUUCCCGCCUCUGCGCCCGCCACUCAUCGCUCCGCCGCAGCUCUCGGGCUCCGGCAGGGUCUCGCGCGCCGCCUUCUCGAGAGGGGCCUCGCGCCGCUCGGCGCGCGCCGCCUCCCUGCCUCGCGGCGCGGGGUCUCGUGGGCCCCGCUCCCGCCCUCCGCUCGCCUGGCCCGGACCGGAAGCGGCGCCGCACGGCCUGGGCCUGGCGAGGGGGGCGGGCAUCGGGGCCCGGUCGGACAUGGGCAAGAAGCACAAGAAGCACAAGUCGGACAAACAUCUCUACGAGGAGUAUGUAGAGAAGCCUUUGAAGCUCGUCCUCAAAGUAGGAGGAAACGAAGUCACCGAACUCUCCACGGGAAGCUCGGGACACGACUCCAGCCUCUUCGAAGACAAAAACGAUCAUGACAAACACAAGGACAGAAAGCGGAAAAAGAGAAAGAAAGGAGAGAAGCAGGUUCCAGGGGAAGAAAAGGGGAGAAAACGGAGAAGAGUUAAGGAGGAUAAAAAGAAGCGAGAUCGAGACCGUGUGGAGAAUGAUGCAGAAAAAGACCUCCAGUGUCAUGCCCCUGUGAGAUUAGACUUGCCCCCUGAGAAGCCUCUCACAAGCUCUUUAGCCAAACAAGAAGAAGUAGAACAGACACCUCUUCAAGAAGCGUUGAAUCAACUGAUGAGACAAUUGCAGAGAAAAGAUCCAAGUGCUUUCUUUUCAUUUCCUGUGACUGAUUUUAUUGCUCCUGGCUACUCCAUGAUCAUUAAACACCCAAUGGAUUUUAGUACCAUGAAAGAAAAGAUCAAGAACAAUGACUACCAGUCCAUAGAAGAACUAAAGGAUAACUUCAAACUAAUGUGUACUAAUGCCAUGAUUUACAACAAACCAGAGACCAUUUAUUAUAAAGCUGCAAAGAAGCUGUUGCACUCAGGGAUGAAAAUUCUUAGCCAGGAAAGAAUUCAGAGCCUGAAGCAGAGCAUAGAUUUCAUGGCUGACUUGCAGAAAACUCGAAAGCAGAAAGACAGGACAGACACCUCGCAAAGUGGAGAGGAUGGCGGCUGCUGGCCAAGAGAGAGAGAGGACUCUGGAGAUGCCGAAGCACAAGCCUUCAAGAGUCCCAGCAAAGAAAAUAAAAAGAAAGACAAAGAUAUGCUUGAAGAUAAGUUUAGAAGCAAUAAUUUAGAGAGAGAACAGGAGCAGCUUGAUCGCAUCGUGAGGGAAUCUGGAGGAAAGCUGACCAGGCGGCUUGUGAACAGUCAGUGUGAAUUUGAAAGAAGAAAACCAGAUGGAACGACAACGCUGGGACUUCUCCAUCCUGUGGAUCCCAUUGUAGGAGAGCCAGGCUACUGCCCUGUGAGACUGGGAAUGACAACUGGAAGACUUCAGUCUGGAGUGAAUACUUUGCAGGGGUUCAAAGAGGAUAAAAGAAACAAAGUCACUCCAGUGUUAUAUUUGAAUUAUGGGCCCUACAGUUCUUAUGCACCGCAUUAUGACUCCACAUUCGCAAAUAUCAGCAAGGAUGAUUCUGAUUUAAUCUAUUCAACCUAUGGGGAAGACUCUGAUCUUCCAAGUGAUUUCAGCAUCCAUGAGUUUUUGGCCACAUGCCAAGAUUAUCCAUAUGUCAUGGCAGAUAGUUUACUGGAUGUUUUGACAAAAGGAGGGCAUUCCAGGACUCUACAAGAGUUGGAGAUGUCAUCGCCUGAAGAUGAAGGCCAUACUAGGACACUUGACACAGCAAAAGAAAUGGAGAUUACAGAAAUAGAGCCAGUAGGGUGUUUGGACUCCAGUACUCAAGACAGGCUCAUAGCACUGAAAGCAGUGACAAACUUUGGCAUUCCAGUUGAAGUUUUUGACUCUGAAGAAGCUGAAGUAUUCCAGAAGAAACUUGAUGAGACCACCAGAUUGCUCAGGGAGCUCCAGGAAGCCCAGAAUGAACGUUUGAGCACCAGACCUCCUCCCAACAUGAUCUGUCUCUUGGGUCCUUCAUACAGAGAAAUGCAUCUUGCUGAACAAGUGACCAAUAAUCUUAAAGAACUUGCACAGCAAGUAACUCCAGGUGAUAUCGUAAGCACGUAUGGAGUUCGGAAAGCAAUGGGGAUUUCCAUUCCUUCACCCAUCGUGGAAAACAACUUCGUGGAUUUGACAGAAGAUAUUGAAGAACCUAAAAAGAUGGAUGUUGCUGAGUGUGGACCUGAUGGGAGUUGAGGCUGCCUGGUAUUUGAUUAUAUAUUAUGUACAUACUUUUUCAUUCUUAACUUAGAAAUACUUUUCAGAUGAUAUAAAAUAUUUGUAAAUUGUGUUUUUAAUUAAACUUUGGAACAGUGAAUUUUAAUGUUCCAGAGGUUGGACUUGUAUUAGGUAAUAAAGUUGGACCUGGGA
Messenger RNA from Callithrix jacchus (white-tufted-ear marmoset), 2397 nucleotides. It is a transcript of the gene BRD7, whose product is annotated as bromodomain containing 7. Gene Ontology annotation, cellular component: nucleus. Gene Ontology annotation, biological process: regulation of transcription by RNA polymerase II. NCBI's taxonomy places the organism in Eukaryota, Metazoa, Chordata, Mammalia, Primates, Cebidae. The record is from RefSeq and is a predicted model, not a curated record.